AUGACAACCCGGCGCGAUCGGAUCGCGAGCACGUCGUCUAGGCCUGCAUACAAUAGUUUUGUGUUUGCGUGCCCAUCCUCGACGAGUCCUAGUGUAUCCUCCCAAUACAGUACGCGGCCAACACAACGCACAAGCGCGGGGACCACCAAUGAUGCCGGAACACUUGCUCAGCUCUCCCUUCAACCACACCGGACGCCGCACAUACAUAUUGAACUCUUUUGCCGACCAACGAUGAUACUCUCCACGGCAUUGGGUCUCGGUUUGGGAUGGCCCCUGAGUCUGGUUGAGCCUUGGGGUAAAAAAGACAAUUUGACUCAGGUGUCUGAUUCUGACUCUGGUAAACAAGGAACAGGUGGCAAGCGCAUCGAAAUGGCCAUGGUCAUGCCCACGGUCACAAACUUUCUGACGCUUGCGUCUGGAAACAAUGGCUUUGCAACUAUCCUGAAUGGCAACAAACCAGGUUUCUAUUUUCUUUCUCAUCACGGUCUGGAUGUCUCGAUGGAAGCAAAGCACGUCCAUCCACGACACUAUCCAAUGGCUGAUCUGGGUCGAAACCGCGCUGCCGGCGCCGCUAUUCAUUUAGUCGCGCUCUCGGCCAGGCACCUGUGA
This is a messenger RNA of Colletotrichum lupini, 609 nucleotides long. RefSeq lists its product as uncharacterized. Lineage: Eukaryota; Fungi; Ascomycota; Sordariomycetes; Glomerellales; Glomerellaceae. The transcript is spliced from 4 exons. Bases 1 to 609 code for a protein of 202 amino acids. The record is from RefSeq and is a predicted model, not a curated record.